AUGUGGGGGACUUUGUGGGCGCUCUUGUGCAGUUGUAUAGUGUUUUUUCGGACGAAAGCCGGGAAUGGGCAAGCCGAGCCCGAUAGUGGCCCCGACCCGCGCAAAAGAGCUGCAAAGCGAUGCAUCGAGGUGAAGCUAGAUGAGGAGAUAGUUUGCAACGAAAGUAGAAAGAAAGCGUCCGCUGCAGGCAUCCACGAAAAUGCACACAAGAAUCCGAGCCAUCAGAGCUCACUAGAGUUUAUGGCAGAAAAGGAAAUCCAAAAGCAGCAGGCUGCAGGCAUGACGCCAGAGCUUGCUGGGGUGUCACAGCCUGGGCGCCGUGUGGUGGGCGGAGAACAGAAGUCACGUGCUGCCGCACAGUGA
This is a messenger RNA of Suillus subaureus, 363 nucleotides long. RefSeq lists its product as uncharacterized. Lineage: Eukaryota; Fungi; Basidiomycota; Agaricomycetes; Boletales; Suillaceae. The transcript is spliced from 5 exons. Bases 1 to 363 code for a protein of 120 amino acids. The record is from RefSeq and is a predicted model, not a curated record.